AUGGAGAUGAUUUUUGGUGACAAAAAUGAAGUUAACAUACAUGAGUUACAGGAAAUGAUUGAUCGUAUUCGACGAGAGUCACAAUUAAUAAUAGUUUUUAAUCUAGCUAAGAUUAAUGAAAAUGUAAGUCAAUUAUAUGAUAUUUUAUUACUCCGUCCUGAUCGAUUAAGUAAUGCAGAAAUUCUAAGUACAUUAAGCCAAAAUCAAAAUCAAAUUGAUCAACGUAUAUUAACCGAUCGUUUACUAUCAAUGAAAUUACCCAUAGGUAUUGUCAUUUGGACAGGAUAUAGUGGAUUACUUGGUUGUAGUUUAUCAGAUGAGUAUUAUCAAUUAGCUAUAAGUAUGGAUUUGAAACCAAAUGAUAUCUAUCGUUUAUCAUUAAUCGCAUCAUUUUACACGGAAAAAACACCACGUGAUAAUUGUCGUGAAUUAUUUCCAUUUGCUCGAUUCUAUGAUACAUUUGCAAAACGUUAUACAUUGGAAAAUUCUACUGAUUGGAAACUUCAAAUUCUCCGUAAUUGUCAAUUUUUUUUAAGCCGACCAUUAGCUUCACGUAGUAAACGACGUCGACGUAGACGUCGUAUUAUUGAUUGUUUAUAUUUUUGA
This is a messenger RNA of Loa loa (African eye worm), 606 nucleotides long. RefSeq lists its product as hypothetical. The coding region runs from base 1 to 606 and encodes 201 amino acids. NCBI's taxonomy places the organism in Eukaryota, Metazoa, Nematoda, Chromadorea, Rhabditida, Onchocercidae. The record is from RefSeq and is a predicted model, not a curated record. The transcript is spliced from 3 exons.